UUUUUCGAUUUCUGAGAAAAGAGAUUUUGCGAGUUGCCAAAAUGUAUAAAGUUUUAAAGUUGUUUCUCAUAAUUGCUCCCUUACUGAUUGCAGCUCGAAGGUAUAAAAUAGCCAACAAAGGCGAAUACGUAUCAUCGAUCGAAGAAUUUCCUUACCAGGUAGCGAUCAUCGUUGAUAAACAUUAUCAAUGCGGUGGUGCUUUGAUUUCCGAUCAACACGUUCUCACUGCUGCGCAUUGCGUCCAAGACGUCGUCAAAGAUCCUAACAGCUAUGUGGAGAUUCGAGCUGGCUCGACAAAUUGGAGAAGCGGAUACACAAAGUUCGACGUUCGCAGAGUAGCCCACUCUCCGGACUACUGGAAAAACAGUGUAGUAGGCGAUGUUGCAGUUAUUCAACUUAAAGAGCCUGUGACUUUCACUGAGAAAAUAAAGCCAAUCAGUUUACCUAAUUUACAUGCCGACGUACCUAAAGGAACCCUCGUUUGGAUCGCCGGAUGGGGAUCGAACAUCACCUCUCCAUUCGUGUCAGAUGAGCUGCGAGUAACCCUCACAAACACCGUGUCUUAUGAGUUUUGCGAGGAAAAAUGGAACGCCACAGUAUCUAGACAUAAAAUUUGCACCUACCGAUCGGAUUUCCAUGGCACUUGUCCGGGAGACAGCGGCAGCCCCGUGGCCGAUUUAGAUAGACAAGUAGUCUUAGGCAUAGUGUCUGGAGCAGCCAAUCCCUGCGCAAGUGGCAUUCCAGAGUCACACACCAAAGUAUCCGACUACCUGAUAUUCAUCUUCGACGAGAUGAGUAAUGCACCGGGCCGUCUUCCCGAUUACGUACAUGAAGGAUACCCUGCCGUGAAUUACCAAUAAUUUUUUUUAAUUGUAACUUCAGCUCUGUUGAUACUCUUUUGAUCUGGAAGAAGCUGUUAUUUGCUAUCUUAUCUAAUCGUUUCAAUUGAGAAGGUGCUUAUGCGAGAUUGAGUGAUCAUGUUUGAUAGAAAUUGGUUGUAUUUAAUGUUUUUUAAAGAGUUACACGGCGAUGUGUACGA
Trichogramma pretiosum is the source of this 1039-nucleotide messenger RNA. Its product is annotated as trypsin-like. Bases 42 to 860 code for a protein of 272 amino acids. Gene Ontology annotation, biological process: proteolysis. Gene Ontology annotation, molecular function: serine-type endopeptidase activity. The record is from RefSeq and is a predicted model, not a curated record. The transcript is spliced from 4 exons. NCBI's taxonomy places the organism in Eukaryota, Metazoa, Arthropoda, Insecta, Hymenoptera, Trichogrammatidae.